AAGAAGUGCUACCUGUUCUUAAUCCUGAAUCUGUCCUCCCUCCAAUUCCUUCAGUAUACUGCUGCAAAUGCUCAGUAAGAGAUAAUGGCUUGUUUGUGUGUCACUGUUUACUCUUACAGCAGGGGAAUUCUGGUUAAACCCUGAAAUGCACAGGCGAAUCAAAGGAGAGAGGAGGUCUGAGGCCAAGGUUCCACAAGGCUUGGUCACCUUUAUGUCCACGAGACAUGUGAGAUCUUUCAAGGAUAGGCUGAUUCGAUCUCCGAGAACUACCUACUGUUUUAUCACCCUUCACAUUGAAUGUUCAAUUAUUUGAAACACGCAAUCCAACUCCCCACUCCAUUUGCUCUUGGCAUUAAACUCCGCGUUAUCGGGUUGGGGGGGGUGGGUUUCGAAGUACGUCUCCUAUGAUUGGUUGAAAUCUGAGAAGGGAACUUAUUUGAUUGGAAAGUCGAAGUAUUGGAGGCGGGGCUCAGGUGUACACUUUUCUUCUGGAAAAGGGCCAUGAACACAUGAGCUGAGUCUCAGAAUGGAUUCAACUGGAGGUGCGCUUUCAAGGGGACUUAAGAGUACGAAGGACAACUCUCCAGUAUUAAUUACAGGCGCAAAGGAAAUAAAUGACAACAAGCGUUAUAAAACUUCUUAAAAGUAAAACUAGUCUCAGUCUGGUUUUCAUCUAUCAUUCGAAUGAUUGCUUCAUUUUUACUUGAACUGCAGUACUCUCACUUGGAAACGAGAGGGAUGGGCAUGUAAAGUACGUGGACAUCUUAAUAGUCAAUUUUUGUUAGGAAGAAAAAGCUCUGAAAACAGCCAACAGACGGUGAGGAUUGGGACAAUGUGUACCGCAUACCUGCACUGACAGAACUGCGUGAUGGACCUCAGCGCCGCAAGACACAGCAAACUAAAGGUUUUCACUGUGCUGGAACUUGAAACGAGGUUGACACUGCAGGAACGGGUAGAGUCAACUGCAGGUGAAGAAACCACUGCUGGUUAACACGAGGAGCUCCGGUUUCAGUUAUCGGUGCGCUCAGUUUGCAAGUCCUCUGCCCGCGGCGCCGAGAACUGACAUAUCUACAGGUAAAAUGGAAAAACAUUACGCUGUCAUCCGUCUGGUCCCCGCCCAGGUCGACAGCAAAAGACCUGCUUAAAUUGCUCGACAGAAAACAUUAUUGGAGCCAGCAGGUUAAUUCUGAAUUCACUUUUUGGACAGCGUACACUAGAAAAGUCUGUGAGUGAGCCACCCUCCAAAAAGGACACAACCCUAACGCAUCUAAUCAUUAAUCUUUCUCCCCUCUUCAAACGACGUCUGUCACAUUCACUUGGAAAAAAAAGCUCGACCUUAUUUCACACCACACCUACUGUAUAGUCGGAAGAAUAACAAGUGUCGUACACUUGUUUUUGUGUUUCUUGUGUUUUUGUCGUGCAAAUUGUUUUUAACAAGGUUACUAUAAAACCGGGAAAGGAAUACAGUGUUUUAUUGAACUUCCACCACGAGUGUUUUUUUUUUGUCGUUUCCCAAAGGGCAGAGAUCGGGAGCAUGAUGAAGUUCCAAAAGACAGUGUAGAAGUUUUUAUAAUCUCACACCUGGUACUGUUUUGUGAAGAAAGGGAAGAGGGUUAAGGAGAGAUCUGUCUGGGCUCGUUCUCCGAUACAGUGAUGUGGCGUGCGACGAGGGAAGAAAAAAAGAAAUACAGUAUUUGAAGGAAAACGAUUAAACAGUAAUUAUAUCGCGAGGAGCGCUCUGAAGGCACGAAGCGCCCGGCGCAGUCUCUGAGAGAGAGCCCCUGGAAGAGCUCUCAAGCGCCAGGGCUUCUCUCCAAUCUUCAAGAACACCGCAAAAACGCUGUUUCCACCUUAAUUUGUUACGGCAUUAUUUAACAUCUUCAAGAAGGGAUGUCCUUGUUCAAACAAAAGAUUCCCAUACCUUGGGAUUUACAAUGGGGUGAUCCUAAAACUUUCCUGAAGUAGAGGUGCGCUUUAAAUCAAGCUGAAGUGCGCGCACACACUCUCUCAGAACUUCCAUCCUUGAAAAACCGUUUAUCAAUAUUCCCAGUCCUUUAAUUUGUUCUGUUUGUAGUCGAUAUGGUAUAAGCCCCAAGAUACAACUCGUGAGAUAUAACUCGUGCAUCGGGACUGUGCAUUUUAACCUCUCGUCUCCAAGGAGUAUGUCACCACUAGCGUGCAGGAGGCUGUCUCAAUGCGUGGCUCUGACCUUCCUCACUCUCCUGGGCUCCUCGAUGUGUUGGUCCUCCCAGCCCGUGCUCCUGGGCUCAGCCGGGGACGAAACUGUGCCUCCUGGCCGUGUCCGUCGCCAGCUGCGAUUUGGGAACGAGUGGAGCUCUUGGAGCGGCUGGUCAGCCUGCUCGCGCACCUGUGGGGGAGGGGCCUCUGUCCGAACCCGCACCUGCAUCACCAGGAACCCACUUGGGGGGCCGUGUCCUGGAGAGCCCAGGCAGUACAAACUCUGUAACUCCAAGGAGUGCUUGCCGGGGUCAGUGGAGUUUCGGGAACUCCAGUGUGCGGCAUUCAAUGACCGACCCCUAAUGGGCAGAGCUACAUACAGGUGGACAACUUUCCAUGGAGGUUCCAACCGCUGUGAGCUGAGCUGCCUGGCAGUAGGGCACAAUUUCUACUAUAACUUUGGGCGUGUUCUGGAUGGCACACCUUGCCACACAGAGCCAAAGGGAGUCUGCGUCAACGGGCAGUGUUUGGAGCCUGGCUGUGACCUGAUCUUGGGCUCAGCACAGAAGGAAGAUGCCUGUAUGGUGUGUGGUGGGCACAACACCACGUGCUUGCAUCAUCACAAUGUGUACCAGAGCCACAGCCAGGCUGCCGGUCCUUUUGGAUACAAUGAAGUUACUAUGAUUCCUGCAGGAGCCACACACAUCCGUGUGACUGACAACAGCAAGAACUACUUGGCUCUGCAGAACGGCCGCUCCCAGUUCAUAAUCAACGGAAACUGGAAGAUCAAUGUACCGGGGGAGUACAGCGUGGCAGGGACCAAGCUGGUGUACAAGCGCUCUGCAGACCUGUGGGAGAGCUUCGAGGCCCCAGGGCCCACACAGGAGGACCUGCACAUUAUGGUUCUGUUCACUGACAGGAAUUCUGGGAUAGAGUACGAGUACUGGCUGCCCCCUGACCAGUAUGCUCUGUAUCACGGAGGGAGGAGCCAGCUGCGCCAGCCACAUCAUGCUGCCAGCUUUACGCCUUGGCAACCACCAAUCACAACAACCACCACCCCAACAACCACCACCACCACCACCACCACCAGACCUCCUCACUUCGUCCCCUUAGGAACCAGGCCAGUGGGACACCCAUCAAAUCAACCCCAGGCCCGGCUGGAGAGAGAUGAGAACCAAAGCAACCUGCUGCCCCGGCCUCCUCGUGCCAGGCACUGUGGCAAGUGCAGGAGGGUCCGGGGCAGAGGAGAACGCCAAAGACAGUACUGCCAGAAGGACUUUGUGUUCCGUGCGAAGGUCAUGGGGAAGCAGUAUCGAGGCCAGGAGACACGCUAUGACGUGCAAAUCAUCCACACCUACCGCAACCGUUUCCGCCUGGAACAUCGGGAGUUCCUGUGGGUGCCUGAUGUCUGUGACUGCCCCCUGCUGGAGGAGGGCCGCCAGUAUGUGCUGAUGGCCCGGCGCCAUGUCAACUUCGAGCGGACGCUCAAUCGCAUCCUGCUGGAGCCCGACAGUUACGCUCAUGUCUACCAUCCCCGUGAGGACAGGCUACUGCGGCCCCUGGAGCAGCAGUGUAGUAACCGGCGCUCCAGACUGCCCGCCGAGCUGAAGAGCUAGACUCCGCAGACAUGCAGUCCAGGCAGAUCGGCCUCCACAUCCUGUCUGCACACACACUCCAGGGGAGCUGUACACACGACAUUCUGAUUGCAACAAACUUGGGAGACUAUAUGGCGUGUUCGUGCAGAAACAGUGGCAAGACUGAAAGGGCUCGGAGGACAGGGGGCCCCAAGAUCAUCAGAAAGCGUGUUGGGCAUGUUGGAACAUAGACAUGUGCAAUGUAGAAAUGGGAAUAGAGAACACAGCUGGCAACAUGUGAAGCCAAUAUAAUUCAGAGAACACAAAGACCCUAGGACAAGCAAACAGAAAUGAAUGGUCUCUAGAAGGAAGGAGACACCCUGUUUGCUAAGUUCAUUGCUAACACCUUCAAGGAGAACUCUUUCUGGAAACAACAGCCAUUUUACAAUUUCAGAUACCAAAGAUGGGAUGUUCAAGCUGCACACAGUAUUAUUUCACUUUGGGCAACAGUCCAAAAGCGAACACGUGGUGAAAUGUACUAUUGCACAGAAAGCCUACAUUUCUAGCCGUGAUUUUCUACGUAGAAACGUAAACAACCUACAACACACCUCAUGCUGUAGAUCCUCACAGUAUUUCAUGUACCGAUCUAGACUUCUACACCAGCACAUCAAUUUUUAUGUUUUCAAUGCAGUUGUUUUUAGCGCAAAAAUAUUGUCUGUCUUACCAGGGUUGCUUUCUGCUUCCCUAUCAUAACCCUAUAGAUUUAAGUACAGAGCAAUGCAUAGUGCUGACCAUAUUUAUGAAACCACAGAAUAUAAUGAAAUCACUUUAUAAAGUUUAUAAUGUUUUGAGUCACAUGCAUUUAUAUUUGUGCAUUGUUUUUAAAAUACUUUUUUAACCCAACAAAGUGUAUUUUAUUAUAAUUAUUACUGGUGAUGUUGUUAUUAUCCUUUGAGAAUAUAAUAUCACAUUUCA
Lepisosteus oculatus (spotted gar) is the source of this 4727-nucleotide messenger RNA. RefSeq names its product ADAMTS like 5 (gene adamtsl5). NCBI's taxonomy places the organism in Eukaryota, Metazoa, Chordata, Actinopteri, Semionotiformes, Lepisosteidae. Gene Ontology annotation, cellular component: extracellular matrix. The record is from RefSeq and is a predicted model, not a curated record. Gene Ontology annotation, molecular function: protein binding; metalloendopeptidase activity. Gene Ontology annotation, biological process: proteolysis; extracellular matrix organization.